GAAGGCAGACAGAACUAGCGGAGGCCAAAGGCUUUUUCUUAUCGGCGCGGGCUGGAGGAAAACAGUCGAACACCUGGCAGGCUUUCCUCUUCUCAUGCCGCCGGCGCUCCACCUCCGCCCUUGCCUCCAUCGCCUACCAACCGACUUCCCUGACCCCAACUCCAACGGAAGGAGAUGCCUCCAAAGAGCUCGGGUUCCACAAAGAAGAAGCUACGCGAACGCCUCUUCUCCUCUCCUCUCGUCUUCUUCUCUCCUACAACCCUCUUCCCUUAGAAGCAAGUGUCCUUUCAUGUAUGCGGUCCUCGGCGCUGGCUUCGCUGGACUAUCCGUGGUUUGGCAUCUUCUGAAGCAUGGUCCGAAGGAGUCUCCUAUGCGCAUAGAUAUUUAUGACGAAGUUGGGAUAGGUGGCGGUGCAUCCGGUGUUUCUGGAGGACUGCUUCAUCCCUACUCCCCUAAAGCUAAGCUCCUAUGGAGAGGCUCCGAAUGCUGGAAAGAGUGCUUGGAACUGUCAACUAUUGCAGAAAGAACGAUGGAUGCCGGAGCCUCAAAUGGGAUGAUUCAAGAUCCAUCAUGCGUAUUUGACGAAACGAUGAUUUGGAGAAGGCAGUUGUCUCUUCCUUAAAGAUUUUACUUUAGGUUUUGGUGAAGGAUUUAUAGUAUUGGGUUUAAGUAUGACAUAUUGGUAUUCUAUUAUAACUAGUGUUUGUUCUACCAUGUAUUUGUAUGUUCAGAGAUGCAAGGAUUGGACAGAUGUUUAGAAAUUUGGUAAUACAUGGUUACAUUAGGGAGUAGGUGCAGGGUUUUAGUAUCCUGAUUGCUAUAAUAAUAUUUGAGCUGAUCAACUAUUUUCUAUACUGACCUGCACCAUCUCAUAACUGCUACAGAUGCUCAAAUGCUUUAGCUUUCCUAGAUCUUCGCAGCCAAUGCUUGUUUGAUUGUUGCAUUUCAGGGGAAUAUUAAGGCCUGCAACAUCAGAGAAGAAUAUGGAGAUUUUGAAAGAGUGAUUAGAAUGCCCAAAAUUGCCUCAAGAGUUGCAAUCUAGAAGUUCUAGAUAGGAAUGCUGCUCAGUGUCUUAUACCUGAUUUAUGUGUGCCAUUCAACUUUGCUGUUUAUAUGCCCCUAGCUAUGAACAUCCAUCCCAAGAGAUAUCUUGAGGCACUGUUUUUAGCAUGCCAUCAUCUAGCAGAUGAGGAAUCUAUAUCAGGUUCUGAAGAAAGAGAGAUAAAUCUGUUCAAGGAACCCGUCAGCAGUCUUCGUGGACUAUCAGAGGCAUAUGAUGCAGUGAUCAUCUGCCUUGGUGCUAAAGCGGACUUGCUUCCCGAGCUCUCAGGAAAGCUCCCUCUAAGGACAUGCAGAGGUGUUGUUGCAGAGCUCCAAUUGCCUACUGAUAUGGGAGGAGUAUAUGGUGACCAGAGCCCCUCCAUACUAUCUGAUUCAUGGCUUGCUUUCCAAGGGCCACGGAGUGUGUUUAUGGGGUCAACAUGGGAGUGGAGGUCUAAGAAUUAUGCGUCAAAUGUCUCCGAAGAAGAAGCUUCAAGAGCAAUGGAAGAACUUCUGCCGAAAGCUUCUGCUGUUUAUCCAGCUAUAAAGAAAUGGACCUUCGUUGGAGCAAGGGCAGGUCUGAGGGCCAUGCCGCCAUUGACUCCUCAGGGAUCACUGCCACUUUUGGGUUGUGUGAAUGACGCCAUUGGAACAAGGGGCAGGUGUAUGUAUUGGCUAGUUGGAGGCCUUGGUUCUAGGGGGCUUCUUUACCAUGGUUUGGUAGGGAAAUUGAUAGCCCAAGCCGCGAUCUCUUCUGAUGAGAAGGUUCUCCCUCUGGAAUUCACUUCAUGGAAGAAGACGCUUUAGAAAGAACUACUUAGUGGUGUUUUCUGAAUGUACGGAAAAACAUGGGAAAGUUGCCUGAAUUCCAAGUUUUGUUGGGAUGAAUCCUUUAUUGCGUGCAUCAUCUGAUAAAUUGCCUUUUUUUUUUGUUCUCUCUUAAGUGAUGGUACCUAAAUUAACAUUACUUAUCUGCAGAGCUGGUUAUGCUCGAUGUCAAUGCGAAUGAAGCUUAGAAUGAUAAAGUUGGUGUAUGAAUAAGAUGACUGGCUCAGUUUGGAACAAAGUUUAUAUUCAGAUGCAGAAGAAAACAUUGUAUGUUUAGCUUGUAUGCAGUAUUUUUUUUUUUUCCAUAAAGAAUGAAGCUUGUGUUUUGCACAAAAUGUAAAUUAGUUAUAUUU
Messenger RNA from Phoenix dactylifera (date palm), 2222 nucleotides. Lineage: Eukaryota; Viridiplantae; Streptophyta; Magnoliopsida; Arecales; Arecaceae. The record is from RefSeq and is a predicted model, not a curated record.